UGUUGCAAUGUGUUGUGAUUGUUAGCACGCCGCAUUUUAUCCCACUUCUCCCACCUUUAACAGCAAUGCUAAAAGAUUUCUAAACAACUAACCACUCAUUUCGUGUCGUGUGGAUACUAUCUGGAAUGUACCGGCGCGGGGCGAGCAAGAAGGAUCAAAACAAACCGGCUAAGGAGCAGAGCGACAGCAGCAAGUAUGCAGAGCUGCUGGUUUUCGGCUACGCCUGCAAGCUGUUCCGGGACGAUGAGAGGGCCAACUACCACGAUCAGGGCAAACACCUCAUCCCAUGGAUGGGGGACAAGAACAUCAUGAUCGAUAGGUACGAUGGCCGCGGUCAUUUACAUGACCUUUCAGAAUAUGACGCAGGCUCGUGGAAUCACGAUUACCAGUUGUCAGAGGAGGAGGCCAGGAUAGAAGCUCUGUGUGAUGAGGAGAGAUAUCUGGCCAUGCACACAGAUCUACUGGAAGAGGAGGCCAGGCAAGAGGAGGAGUAUAAAAGACUGAGUGAAGCUUUGGCUGAUGAAGGCACCUACAAUGCAGUGGCCUUCCGUUACAGUGCCGACUACUAUGACCCCUCCCAGCCCACUGAGGAAGAAGAGGCCGCUAAAGAAACAGAUCAAGAGCAGCCGGAGGAAGAGAGUGAGGAACCAUUUGUGGCACCCCCUGGCCUUGUCAUCCCUCCAGACGUAGAGCUGCCUGCGACCACCAAGACCCACGCCAUUAUUGAGCGCACCGCCAACUUUGUAUGCAAGCAAGGGGCCCAAUUUGAAAUUGUGCUAAAAGCAAAGCAAUCCGGGAAUUCCCAGUUUGAUUUCCUGCGGUUCGACCAUUACCUGAACCCUUACUACAAACACAUUCUUCGAGCUAUGAAGGAAGGAAGGUACACACCGGUUUCAGAAGGCAAGCAAGACCAGCAACAGGAAUCAAAGUCAGACGAUUCUGAUGAUGACGAUGAUGACGGGGAUGGAAAUUACCUUCACCCGAGUCUGUUCGCAUCCAAGAAGAGCUCUCGUUUGGAGGAAAUAAUAAAGCCUCUUCAGGUCAUUGACCCGGAUCAUCCAUUGGCAGCGCUGGUUCGGAAAGCCCAACAGGAGAAUAAUGGUGCUGCGGCAGUGGCAACCAGAAUGGAGGAAGAGCAUCAACCUUCAGUAGUAGCCACACAGGCAGAAUAUACCACUGAUCCUAAUGUGGCAGCAAUAUACUAUGGCUACUGUUUGAUGCCUGAUGGUACGUACUGCCUGGCUCCGCCACCUCCUGGAAUUGACGCCAGUGCCUAUUACACUUCGCUGCCCACUGGCAUGAUGCCGACUCAUCCUGCGACUGGCCCUCCGCCUCCCCCUGGCACCGCACCUUCUUUGGACCCUGUGGCUGCAAUCCCAUCAGUCCCUAUUGCAUGUCCAGUCACAGUGUCGGCUCCUACCUCUGUUCCGAUCACCCAUGCUGCUCCUGCAGCCCCUCCAGCUUCCAGCUCUCGGCCUCCUCAAACCACCAUCGCCCCAACGCCGGCGGCCGCUCCUGUCGCAGCCAUCAUCCCCCCACCCCCCGACAUCCAGCCUGUCAUUGACAAACUAGCCGAGUAUGUGGCCAGAAAUGGGGUGAAAUUCGAGACCAGUGUGCGUGCCAAGAAAGACCCAAGGUUUGACUUCCUGCAGUCCUGGCACCAGUACAACUCCUAUUACGAGUUCAAAAAGCACUACUUCAUGCAGAAAGAAGGCCUGAGUGUGUCAGAGGGUUCCCUGGUCUACAGCGAUGAGGGGGACAGUGCAGCCAACUGCUCUUCUGACAAGCAGCAGAACGAGGGCAAGCUCAUUAAAGCAUCCUUCGCACCCAUCUGCUUUGCAAUAAAGUCCAAAGAAAAUGACAUGAUGCCCUUGGAGAAGAACCGCGUGAGGCUGGAUGACGAUUCAGAUGAGGAUGGGACGAAAGGAGAUGGGGCAGAGUUGGCAACGGGAUUGGUUGAGGCUGCCAGAGAGCCUCAGCCUCAAUUACCUGAGCAGAGGAAACCGGUGCUCUCACAGGAGGAGCUAGAAGCAAAACAAGCCAAACUGAAGCUGGAGGACCGUUUAGCAGCAGCAGCGAGAGAGAAGCUGGCUCAGGCCUCCAAAGAGUCCAAAGAGAGGCAGCUCCAGGCCGAACGCAAGAGGAAAGCCGCCCUCUUUCUGCAGACUCUGCGAGGCCCUGAGGCUGAGGUCAAGCGAACUGAAGACAGAGCUGCUCCACCUGAGCCAGUGGUGUCCAACCCUCCCAUGAGUGCACACACGACUCGAAUACCUGGUUUGGACUACCAGUCUCUGGAAACAGUGUCAAUGCAUAGCGCAGAUGCCCCAACUCCUAUUCUGACCACCUCUUACUCCUCGUCGUCCUCUCGUGGGCCUGAACGGAACAGAGACAGGGAUCGAGAUCGAGAUAAGAGAAAGAAGAAACAUAAGAGAAGGUCUCGCUCCAGGUCACGAUCCCGAUCCAUAUCGAAAUCCAAAACCAAGCACUCUUUGCCCAGUGCUUACCGCAGCUACAGGAGAUCCAGGUCCCAGUCUCAUUCUCCCAGCCGACGGGAUCGGCGAGCUCGCUCUUCAGAUAGGAAGCGGGAUGAGAGGGAGAAAGAAAGCUAUGGCUCAAGUGCCUACCGCCUUGGCAGCAACCCAGGACUGGGCAGGAAGCGCUCUAGAUCAAGAUCGCCUCAUGAAAAGAAGAAGAGGAAGAGUUCAAAGUCAUCCCACCGUAUGAAGGGUUCCUCUUGUUCCCCUUCAGCAUCCCCUGACAGAGGCGGAGCAAUGACCAGAGUCUCUGUAAGCCCCUCCCCUGCUACAAGCCCCACCUCCAGCCUGGGGAGAUCCAGGGAUGGUUCUCAGGAGAAAGACAAGCAAGUGUCCUCAACUAUUGUUUCUUCAGUUCAAACUAAAAUCACUCAGAAUCAAUUCUGACACCUCAAAAUUGGGGCAGGACUUCCAGGGACCAGUGUCUUAUUAAAACCAGAAACUGCUGUUUGAAUCAACGGAAGCAUGGUUCACCUUGACAAAAAACUUGACCGGCAGGCUUGUGCAUACUUGCAUGAGGAAGUCCCUCUGUCCACAGUUCCCCCCUCUAGCCAGGGAAUGAAAACUCCAGGAUGUGCAGACCACCCGUAGAUCCUGUGUCAGGGAAGCAGGUUUCUACUCGGCUCAGUUUGAUCCUUGCCUGCAGCCCUACCUCACGCAGCUACGAUCAGAUCCUCCAGAGGAGAGUGUUCCAGCUCUGACAUGCACAUCCCAACUAUUGAUAGAGGAAGAAAUGCUCUCUGGAGGUGCUCCGGUGGAGAAUGGUGCAGUUUUACAACCGGCAAAUAAAAAAGCUGUAACAUUAAAGGCUGGGGGAAGCAUGUUCUCUGUUUUAGCACUACUCCCUUGGGAUUUUAUGAACCUUAUAUCUGCCUGUCAGCCGAACAACAAGGGAGGCUGGUUUAUGGUACUCCCGGUGGAAGACAAUGGUCUCUUUAAUCUUUUUCCUGUGAUUUUCACUCUCCUUUUCGCCCUAAAUUUUCGGUGUUCUUUAUUCUUCAACAGUGUUUAGCAUAGGCUGCGUGUUGAGGGUGGCAGGUGACUGAUGGUUUGAUUAGGAGAUGUUUAUGGGGGACAGCAAAGUACACCCUGGCAGGUGAUCAGUUCUUCAUUAAAGGGUGAUGGGUUAAAAAAAAGAAAAUGACAAAGAGUUUGAUCGUUUCAUUCCCUAGUACAUCACUGUGACUUUGGGAAGAAGACGAUUCAAACAAACACACUCAGAGCAUCAUUUAAAAAAAAAAGUGGUGAAUGUGAAAGCAAGAGUUCAGAGAGAAAGAGAUAUGGGGUUUGAUUUCACUGUAGCCCUUAGUAUCUAGGACAUGGGUUGAUUGCCAAGCUUUUAGCAACAUUCUUUGGAAUUGCUUUUAAAUGACCUGGGCCUGUCACCAUAGUACCACCUCUGUGAACCUGAAGUGCUUUAGCCAUCCUUUGAACUCAUAAGAAUGUGGGUUUUCUGUCAAACUGAUCGAGGACUAGGCCCAAGUGGCUACUGAAAACCUAAAUGCCUGCAAAAAGCCAUUCUUGGUUCCAAUUGCAUGUCUAUUUGCCAGCUAUUAUUUGGUAAUUUCACAUCAGAAAGCAACAACGUUCUCAUAGUGAGAUCAUGUGAGAGGAGAGUUUGGCACUCACAUUCUCAGAUAUCCUCACACUUCAUCCAGCUGUGGUCUCAUAAUGAGGUCUAAUCAUACUGAAUAUAUCCUUCUUUCUUUGCAAUAAUCUGCUCGGGUCAGUUGGAAGCUCAGAGAGUCCUUUAUCCCAGCUUAGUCCUGUCACUCGAAUGUACUAAAUCAACGUAUUAUGAUCAGAGAGCCGUAUUCUAUCUGUUCCAUCUUGGGUAACCUCAGUAUUUUUGAUCAAGUAGUAGCUUGUUGUAGUGCAUUUUGUUGCUGUAUUGCAUUUCAACUAGCACCAGCAUCCUUCAGCCACCAUUCCCAUUAAAAGAGGAAAUUAUUAACUAUAACUUGUAAACCUUUAAAGACAGACAUACCAUGAACUCAGAGGUUGGUAAUAGAUAGGAUGUGCUGCUUUUUAAGCCAUCACACUGCGUUAUUUCAUCUUGAAAAAUCAUGUUUAAUAGCUGAAUUUCUAGAGAUGAAAUAGACUACCCAUGAUACUGAAAGGAAAUUAUCCACCAUUCAGACAAUUGUGGGGAACAAUGUGCACCAAAAGAGCUAUGCAGUUAUUACAUAAUUCACAAAGCUUCAUGGGACUGUUAAGAUAUCUUGUACCUUUGUCAUUUUGUCCGAUUGUCAAAUAUUUUUGCUUCUAAUUGAUGUUUGUAAUGUUGUGAUUCACCACGUAGCUGUUUGGUUUGGUUCAUGGAUGAUCAAAUAUUUGAUGAAAUCCCUAUGGAAAAAAUGAAUGGGAAAAGUACUUCCGAAAUCAAGACGGCUGAAAAAGUAGGCGGGCACUGUUGCACUCUAUAGAAUGGACAGGAGUGAGUAUGAUUGGUUAGCUUUUAGGGGGAGAUUUAUUUCCCUACAUGAAGAGCCAGGUUUGGAUGGUAGGGAGCAGUCUUUCUGUAGCUGCCCACAAACGUCCAACCCAUAUUAACCAACCUGAUUUAGUCCUUUUGGUCUCAAUGGUCAGCCACUGCAUCCUGUUUACUCUAGUGGUUGGUCCAUGAUAUUUUUCUGGUUUCACUCCACUAGAACAUCUUUCAUGAUCAUUUUUCCCUAGUGGCCAGAUCCUUCUCUCCAGAUACAGGCAUGCUGAUCCUUGCCUGUAUAGUGUUUUAUUAUUAUGGUUGACCAUUUGUUUGUCUAAUUAUUAAUUCUGCUGAGGCUUUAUUGGAAAUUCUGGGUUAUUAACUUUCCAUCGCCUGGACAAGGGAGCGGUAGAUGGCAGCAGCUUAACUCUGGAAACGUCAAUGAGCAAACCUGGCUCCAGUGAAAACUGUGCAAUUCAGCAACCUGUUCUAGAAGAGUAUUUUAACGAUUUGAUAUUUAAUCUACAGGUUGGGCUGCUUUCAAAUUCGAAAGCAGCAGUAAUGAACCUUGAAACUAAUCUAUUCUGGUGUGGCAGCAAAAAAGGUAUUAAAGGCGUCACUGCCAUUAACAGGCAUAUACCGGUAUGUAUCACACUGGGUCUUACUAACCAUAAUACUGUUUGUGUGUGAGAUUGAACGUUUACAUGUUUGUUCAUUUGCAAGUAGUAAUAUUUAGUAUGAAGUGAUCACAUCUUUGGAGCAAUUAAUAUCAUGCAAAUUAAUUUGUAUGAAAACAGUGACACCAUUAAAUGUGCUUAUUAAGUAAACAAAUACAUAUCAAGUCCCAAGCUAUGCAGCCUUUUGUGUCACAUUGGUACCGUGGGCUCUUAGCAUGCAUACUGUAUGGACUUUCAAUGUAGAUAAGGUAACAUUCAAGUCACAGAGAAUGAGAAGAGGGGUGUUGAAGAACAGGAAUUCAGCCCCAGCUUCCGAUUGGCCUUCUCUUCUAUAGGAUGCCACUAGGCAUCUGCAUCCUGAUUUAGCAGCUGGGAUUGUCAUACUUACAAAGCCAGAAGGCAAUCUGAAUUUCAAAUCUAACAAAGUUGUCUGCAAGGUUGUUACAAAUUUCUGUUUUUUUUGUUUUGUUUUUUUUUGUUUUUUGUUCAGUGUAAACACUGAUUAGAUUCUCUCUUGCUUUUUCUAUAUUUCUCCCAACCCCCUCUCUCACACUCUGGUGUUCUUUCAUACUCUCUCUUGUACACUUAGAAGUACUCUUAACUUUUUUUCUUCACUCCAUUUCUUCUGCC
Messenger RNA from Myxocyprinus asiaticus (Chinese sucker), 6269 nucleotides. RefSeq names its product splicing factor SWAP (gene sfswap). Gene Ontology annotation, biological process: RNA processing; mRNA 5'-splice site recognition. The transcript is spliced from 18 exons. Gene Ontology annotation, molecular function: RNA binding. Bases 126 to 2921 code for a protein of 931 amino acids. NCBI's taxonomy places the organism in Eukaryota, Metazoa, Chordata, Actinopteri, Cypriniformes, Catostomidae. The record is from RefSeq and is a predicted model, not a curated record.